CUUCCCGAUUCUUCCUCCCGACAAGCCCCCAAGCUGCCGACAGUCCUCUCUUGAGGAAUCGGCAAAAGCUUGCUAUUUUUCUCUUCUUUUCUUGUUAAAGAACUGAUUUUGGGACCUAGAACCCUCCCUUUGAAGUAGAAAUUUCCAGAUCUGCUCUCCCUUCCUCUUCCCUUCGGUCCGUGAGUUUCUGCUGGUUUGGGGUACGAUUUUCUGGGCAUUUUCGGUCCGUGAGUUCCCUGCAGCUUGCCGCCGACUUCUCUCCCCCCCUGCAGCUCUGGUUCUUGCUGGAAAAUUCUGAUUUUGAUGGUAUCAGAUUGUGGUGUGAUAAGUUCCAAGCCUUGUGCAUUUGUGGGACUCGUCUCACGAGUGCACGGCGUCUGUUGCGCCUCGGAUUUGGGUUCUGAGGCGUGACAGAUAAAGUGGUAUCAGAGCUUAGGUUUGAUUAAGAUUUCGUGGUGUGAGAGCCUAGGUUUAUGUAAAUACCUAGGAUUUGUUUUGGACUUGGCUAGCCAAUGGAUUUAGAACCGUGGUGAGAUGAGUGAUGGGUUAUACAAGGGAUGAUUUUAAUUGUAAAUCUUAGUGAUUUUGAGUUAGUUCUGGAAAAUUUUGUUUGGAUAAUGAAUUGAGCUGACAGUGAUAAAUCUGGAAUUUGUGUUUGGAGCUGUUGAUGAUUUCAGUGCGUGUGAAUCUGCUUGUAAGCUCUAGUUCCAAACUUAAAACGAGUUAUUUUGCAUUCAUAAUGGUAAUUAAUUUGGUUCAUUUCUUUUGUUUCAAUCUUAUGAUUUUGGUUCAAUAUAUUUGUUUGAUAUUUGAUGAUUUUUGAGCGGAUAACUUGGUUUGCCUAUGUAAUGAACUUAGAUGUGAAGCGACAAUGAUCAAUCAAGAAUUUUUAUGUUU
This is a messenger RNA of Rubroshorea leprosula, 897 nucleotides long. NCBI's taxonomy places the organism in Eukaryota, Viridiplantae, Streptophyta, Magnoliopsida, Malvales, Dipterocarpaceae. The record is from the annotation of a GenBank genome assembly.